Messenger RNA from Cotesia glomerata, 1149 nucleotides. RefSeq lists its product as uncharacterized. The transcript is spliced from 4 exons. The record is from RefSeq and is a predicted model, not a curated record. Gene Ontology annotation, molecular function: zinc ion binding; nucleic acid binding. Bases 169 to 1149 code for a protein of 326 amino acids. Lineage: Eukaryota; Metazoa; Arthropoda; Insecta; Hymenoptera; Braconidae.
AAUGUCGAACAAUAACCAGCAGUGAAAAUUAAGACUGAGAAAAAUGUGGACACUCUUCACAGUCUGUCACAGUUUCGCAAAGGAUUGAUUCAACAAGCAGAUGAAGGUAAUCCAAUAUCAUCAACAAAAACUGUUGACAUUAAAGAUGUCAAGGUGCCACUUGAAAGAAUGAAAAACUUCUCAACUCCUGUCAAACCAGGCCAGUCGACGAGUACAGAUGAUGGUACAGAUGAUGGUAAAGAUGAUGGUACAGAUGAUGAUUUUAAAAACAAGAGUAACAAUACCAAGAUUAAGAUUAGAAGCAGUGAAAAGAUGUUAAUGCUUGGUAAUAAGGAUUUAGAAGAUAUGAAGAGGUUGAUGUUGGAGUCAAACAAGCAGACUCAAGAAAUGGCAACAUCAAUUGGAAGAACAGCUAGGAGACUCGAGGAAGUCUCUAACGCAAUGUUAGAUGCCCUAAAGGUGAUGACAAAAGGGUAUAAAGCAGAGUUAGAUCGCGAAAAGACUAAAGCAGAAGCAGCUAAGUUAGAAGCAGAAAAGAAGACCGGAGACGGAGAAGAUACUGUCAAAGCACAGACAGCAAAAUUUGACAGUAAGACAAAAUGUUUCAGAUGUGCUAAGACUGGACAUAGAAUCGAGGACUGUACAUUGGCAAAAGAUUUGUGGUUUUGCUAUUUCUGCCAAGAUUUUAGAAAUCACAAGGGUAAAGAUUGCGACGAGGGAAGACUCAAAAGUAAGAUUUUAAAUAAUGAUAAUAUCAAAUCUAGAGGUAAAGUAGAUAGACGAGGUUUUAUUAAAGUUAGAAAUAAUGUGAAUUCUAAGCCAUAUAAUAAUGAUAGACGUUUUAAGAAUUAUAAUAAGAAUAAUCAGCACUCAGCUCAAAAUGCACUUAAACGAGAAAGUAGAAGUGCAAAAAGAGUGACUGAUGAAAGACAAGGAGCAACAGAUCACAUAGUAAAGAAUCGAUUGAUAUUAAGCAAUUUUGAAAAAUGUGAAAAUAAAGUAAUUAAGAGUGCCAAUAAGAAUAAAUCGGCUGAUAUUAUAAUAGAUGGAAAAGGUGAUCUUUUGUUCUACACGAAUCAAGAUAACAAGAUAAUUAAAUUAUCAAAUGUUAUUAGUGCUAAAGAUGUAUCAGAUAAUUUAUUUCAGUGA